AUGUGCAUGGAAGUGAAAAGAGUUCCAAGAAUCGUAAGCGUCUAUACGAAAGUGGAUGAUAGUAAAAAAGAUGACGAUGGGAAGACGAUUAUUGAUGAGAAGAAUGAACGAAUAAUAUAUAAGAUAGAAGGACCGAUUAAAAAAAGUGAAACAUACCUUCUCCGUAAAAGAACUAAUACUAAAAAUAAUACACCCGCAUUAAGUAACCCUGCGAAAAUUAGUCGCCAUGAUGAUGAUCUCGACGAAUCACUUGCUGAUCUAGAUAAAGCUCUAGAAUUGAACUAA
This is a messenger RNA of Ambispora leptoticha, 285 nucleotides long. The record is from the annotation of a GenBank genome assembly. NCBI's taxonomy places the organism in Eukaryota, Fungi, Glomeromycota, Glomeromycetes, Archaeosporales, Ambisporaceae.